Molecule: messenger RNA, 825 nt
Organism: Symbiodinium natans
Lineage: Eukaryota; Dinophyceae; Suessiales; Symbiodiniaceae
Source: the annotation of a GenBank genome assembly
AUGGCUUUCCGGCACCUUCGAUGGCCUCUGCGGGCAUUUUGUCGGGGAUGUCGGGGUGCCUCCGGUGGACUGAAGCCUUGGACAGAGCUGUCUGAACCGGAGCGUGCAGCAUGGGAAGUGCUGGGGUAUGGCAAGGCCUGGCAUCAGAACCCGAGGCCGCCGAGGCCGCUCCCUCGCUGGAGUGAGCUGCAAGCACACCAGCAGGCUGCAGCCAAACAUGGCCUCCAGCUUCACGAGGAGAGCUGGGAGAAGCUCAGGAUCCUUAGCCACUCCAAGGCUAACGAUGUUGACACCGCUGAGGGCGCCCACGAAACAAAGGCUUCCGCAGUUUCUGCCUUGACGGUUGGUGGCGGCCUUUGGAGUGGGGCAGCAGGGGCAGCCUGGUCGGUUUGCAAGAGACUAGCGCCGGUGGUGGGGGACGCCCUUGAUGGGGCAAGGCACCCCGCGUUGCGAAUGCUGGGAGGGGCUCUUAGGUCGAUGGCCGAUGUCACGGAUUCCCUGACAGCUUCUGUUACAGUGGACGGCCUUGAGACCAUCCUCUACUUGGACGACUCUGGCUCCAUGCGCUCUUCGGUGAGGGGUGUCUUCGGAAAGUCCGGACUUCAAUUGGGCCAGGAUGUCUUGGAUCAGGUGGCCCCACUGCUGCAAGGGCCGACACGCAUUCUGAAGUUCGGCUCCCUUCCCAAAGUGCUGCUCCCGAGGGAGGAGCUCUCCAAGUCGCAAGAGCUGACUGCGACAGCGACGCUGCUCCAGAGCUUUGUUUGCAUUGUGCGCUCAAAGUGCUGCAAAGUGAAGGUCCUCUGUAUUGUUUCAGUACAUAGAUAA